Magnusiomyces paraingens is the source of this 906-nucleotide messenger RNA. RefSeq lists its product as uncharacterized. Gene Ontology annotation, cellular component: membrane; endomembrane system. The coding region runs from base 1 to 906 and encodes 301 amino acids. The record is from RefSeq and is a predicted model, not a curated record. The transcript has a single exon. Lineage: Eukaryota; Fungi; Ascomycota; Dipodascomycetes; Dipodascales; Dipodascaceae.
AUGAGUACAAAUUCAGAGACUGUUUUUGUUACUGUUAAUCCUGGAGGAGGUGCCAGUGCCGGUGCCAGUGCUUGGGCUAGUUCCGGAACUGGUGCAUCUCAGGGAUUCAGCGCCACUAAGUUUCUUGAGUCCCUAGGAGUCGAUUCGGAAAAGUCCAAGAUAUACCUCACCGUCAUUGUUUUACUACUGUUUCAGUUGGGUCGUCAUUUCUUUUUGCCAGCAAGACAUCGUCGACGCCGCCCAGACAACAAUAACCGGCAACAACAGGAGAGCCAGCAGCCGCAUGGUGACACCAGCAACAAAGACAACGGUGACAUUCACCCCCUGAUUGUUACUAAGGACCAAAAUGUGCCGACAUAUAAGCGGUUGACUCCUAAAGAGAUUUCUGUGUAUGAUGGCUCUUCCAAAGGUAAACCGUUGCUGAUGGCAGUGAAGGGUGAUGUUUUUGAUGUGAGCAGAGGUGCUUCGUUUUAUGGUCCUGAGGGCCCAUACCAUAAUUUUGCAGGCCGUGAUGCCUCGCGAGGCCUGGCCAAAAACUCAUUUGAGGAAGAUGUACUGACGCCUUUGGACGAGCCUAUUGAUGCGUUGACGGACUUGGAUGAGGAGGAGCGUAAGACUCUGGAUGAUUGGUAUAACAUGUUUAAGGGCAAGUACACUCACAUUGGGUUUUUGGUUGACCCGUUAGCAACCAAGAAUGCAUCAAUAGUGCCAGCCGCAACGUCUGGGGAGCCAGUAAAGGGAAAUAGUACUGUGGAAGCUUCCGAAGUCUCUCAUAGUUCACCUGAUGCAUCUGUAACAGGGGAAAAGCCAAGUGAAAUCUACGAUAAUGAUGAUGAUGACGAUGAUGACGAUGAUGACGAUUUCGAAAAGGUAGAGGCUGUUCGGUCCAGCGAAGAGGAGUCUUGA